Molecule: messenger RNA, 1464 nt
Organism: Colletotrichum costaricense
Lineage: Eukaryota; Fungi; Ascomycota; Sordariomycetes; Glomerellales; Glomerellaceae
Exons: 1
Coding region: 1-1464 (487 amino acids)
Source: RefSeq, a predicted model, not a curated record
AUGGCGGAACCUAUCAAAGUAGACUACCUCGUCGUCGGCGCAGGCGGAAUGGGAAUGGCCUUCGUUGAUACCUUGCUCUCGGACACCAAAGCUACUGUGGCCCUCGUCGAUCGCUAUAGCCGCCCCGGAGGUCACUGGACCACGGCCUACCCUUUUGUGAGGCUACACCAGCCCUCCGCCUUCUAUGGAGUCAACUCAAAGAAGUUGGGCAGUGGAUUCAUCGACCAAGUCGGCUGGAACAAAGGCCUACAUGAACUGGCUACCAGCGAUGAGGUCUUGGCAUACUACGAUCAGGUUUUGAACCAACGCUUCCUACCGUCUGGACGAGUCCAGUACUUCCCCAACUGCAAUUAUCAAAGCGGCGGCAAAUUCGUCUCCAUGAUAUCGGGCAAGAGUUUCCACUUAACUAGCGAUUUCACCCGGAUUGUGGACUCCACGUACAUGCGCGUGAAGGUGCCAUCUAUGGGUCCUCCAUCGUACCAGGUGGCUUCCGACGUCUCUUUUGUGACGCCAAACUCACUAUCGAGGAUUUCGCAGCCCUUCGCCAACUUUACCAUCGUCGGCGCCGGCAAGACGGGCAUCGACACUUGCCUAUGGUUACUUUCGCGAGGAGUCGACGCCUCGAAGUUAACAUGGAUCAUGCCACGAGACUCGUGGCUUUUUGACCGCAGCGAGAGUCAGCCAGGCGCCGACUUUGCCACGAGGACCCUCAGUUGUUUUCCCGCGCAGAUGGAGGCCAUCAUGAUGGCCGCAUCUGUGAGCGAUCUGUUGAAACGGCUGGAAGAAAAGGGACAUCUCAUGCGCAUCAGCGACGACGUCUGGCCAACCAUGUUCCGUUGUGCCUCCGUGUCUGUGGCCGAGCUCGAGCAGCUCAAGAAGAUCACGAACAUUGUCCGCCAGGGCCGAGUCGUCAGCAUCGGUAACGAGGUGAAGUUCGACAAUGGGUUCAGCUACCAGCCGCAGCUAAACACCCUCUUUGUCGACUGUACGGCGGACGGACUGGAGAAGCGUGAAGCAGUCCCUGUUUUCAACGGAAAUUUGAUCACUUUGCAGCCUGUCCGUAAAUGCCAACAGGUCUUCAGCGCAGCCUUCAUCGCCCAUGUCGAGACAGCUUACAGCGAUGAUGAAACUAAGAACAAGCUCUGCCGCCCCAUCCCGCAUCCGGAUCAGGAUUUUGACUGGCUUCUUACCACAUACCUCGAUUUUCAGAACUCCCUGCUCUGGACUGCCCAGCCCAAAACCACAAAGUGGCUUUCCCAGGCUCGUCUGGACUGGAUCGGCGCCUUACUAGCAUUUCCCCGUACCGACGACGACCGUGACUCCGAAUCGUCGAUGAAACAGCAGGUCCCGAGCUGGGAUAUGGCUCCGCAGAUCCAUGCGGCGUGCGAGAAGCUCAAGGCUUUGCUUGCCCAGCUUCCGUCGAAGGACGCGGAACGAGUCAAGGAGCAGAUCAAUGGCGUUUAA